Messenger RNA from Choloepus didactylus (southern two-toed sloth), 6357 nucleotides. It is a transcript of the gene SLX4, whose product is annotated as SLX4 structure-specific endonuclease subunit. Gene Ontology annotation, molecular function: DNA binding; enzyme binding. Lineage: Eukaryota; Metazoa; Chordata; Mammalia; Pilosa; Megalonychidae. Gene Ontology annotation, biological process: meiotic DNA double-strand break processing; resolution of meiotic recombination intermediates; DNA replication. The record is from RefSeq and is a predicted model, not a curated record. The transcript has 15 exons. Bases 546 to 5759 code for a protein of 1737 amino acids. Gene Ontology annotation, cellular component: Slx1-Slx4 complex; nucleus.
AGGGUAGGCGCGUCCGGAAACCUCCCGCCGUCGCAGUCCGAGGGUCAGUCUGGCGUCCGGAGGUUUCACCGCGAUCGGAAUUCCCCGUCCGGCUCUAUAGGCGUCUGAGUCCUUGGCAGCCCUUCCCCAGGCUGCUCCCCCAGCCUCCCGCCAUGUGAAAUUCAGUGGACCAAACCCACCUCAUCACCGUGGCAAUCUUGGAGAAUCUUCUGGGCACUGAGUUCAUAUCUGUUCUCUCCCAGAGACAUCUAUUGGACAACAAAACAUCCUCUCAAAUUUGAACUUCAACAAAGGGAAGUUUAAAACAUGUUUAACCACGGUCCCAAUUUGAAAGACAUCCUAAAGUGUUAUGCGGGGAAAGGCAGCACCCUUUGCUCAAUUGUGCAAACUCUUGGUAAGAAGUAGAGAGGAACCAUGAUGAAGCUGUGAGCCUGAAGGAGGCCCAGCUAGACUUACACUGGGGUUCACGUUCUCGUCUGUGCACAUGCAACCCAGAUCGGUCCUUUCUUUUCUGGAACUAGCCUGAAAGCCUUAAUACUGGUCAGAUGAUGGAUGAGUCCGACGAUGAUUUUAAAGAACUCUGUGCCAGCUUUUUCCAAAGGGUGAAAAAGAACGGAAACAAGGAAGUGUCAGAAGGAAAGAAAACACAAAAGGCCUCAGACGGCACUCAAAUGAGAAGCAAAUUGAAAAGGACCAAACAAACUACUACCAAGAAGGAGACUCUUCCUGUCCCCAAGGAGAAGAAACCUCGGUCUGGCAGCCAGGCUCCAAGGACUAAAAGGCCAAGGGCAACCAAGCCACAAGAAAGCGAAACAGCUCCCAAUGUGAAGGGGGAGAGAGCCGUGCUUGCUCCUGCUUGCAGUCAGCAGAGCACCCAGACAGAGGGUGCUCCAAGCCGUGACUCGCAGCCACCCCCUUCCUGUUUGCCCCCCGUGCUGCCAAGUCCCUCCAAAUCCCGGACAGCGGAACUGGUCCUGCAGCGAAUGCAGCAGUUCAAGAGAAGAGACCCCCUGCGCUUGACACAUGCUUUUGAAGAGUGCUCACUGGAGGCUGCAACUGAAGAAGACGUCCCCGAGGGCCCUCAAGAGGAGACGGUGGUGGGGAAUGGGGACGGGCCCGGGCCCCCUGCCACGGAGAGCGACGCCGCGGUGGCCCUGGCCCUGCAGCAGGAGUUCAAGCAGGAACGUGCAGCCGCACACGCAGACGGCCUGGAGGAGAAGGGGUGGUUUUUCUGCCAAAUCUGUCAGAAGAACCUCUCGGCUAUGAACGUGACACGACGGGAGCAGCAUGUUAACAGGUGCUUAGAUGAGGCAGAAAAGACAGCGAGACCUCCCGUACCUCCGGUCCCCGAGUGCCCGAUCUGCGGCAAGCUGUUCCUCACCGCCAGGAGCAGAAGCAGCCACCUGAAGCAGUGCGCGGUGAAGAUGGAGGUUUGCCCCCAGCUCCUGCUCCAGGCUGUGCGGCUGCAGACGGCUCAGCCCGAGGGGGGCUGCAUCCCGGUGGCAUCAGGCUUCAGCAACCAAGCGGGAGGCGUGAAACGGAAGGGAGCCGCCCACCAGGAGCCACAGAAGAGGCGGAAGGUCAGUGGGGCCGAGACGCCCUCCGAGGACCUGCUGGUGGCCGUGGCUCUGUCGCGGUCGGAGGUGGAGCAGUGCAAGGCUGUGCCGGCGCUUAAGCUGGAAAGCGCGUUUGCCACGCGGAUAAAACUGGGAGCAGAGAAGAAACGCCGCAAGAAGAAACCGCCCGUCUCCCCGCCCCAGCUGUUAGUUCAGGACUCCGAGACCACGGGUAGACAGAUAGAGGAUCGUGUGGCCACGCUUUUCGCAGAGGAGGUGGAAUUGUCCAGCACGCCUCCGCUCCCUGCGAGCAGAAUCUUAAAGGAAAAGCUGGAAAAGCCAGGCUGGCACCUGCAGCUGUCUGAACGGAAGAACUUUCUGUGGGACGGCAGCGCCCUGACAGGAGCCUGGGCUAUGGAGUCCUUCUACACAGCGAGCCUGGUCCCUCCCCUCGUGCCGCAGCUGCCCGCCCAGGGUCUCCCAAAGGAGCCUAUGUGUCCAUCGAUGCCACCUGACCCGCCAGAGCCCGAUGCGCAGACGCCACCUGCUCCCCACAGCUCCCCUCCCACGGGCUGCGGCUACAGAGAGGACCAGGAGGAGCCCGAACCCAGGAACCCGUCGCCUUCCUCCAGCCAGAGGGAGCACCAGGCCCUGCAGGACCUCAUGGAGCUGGCCGGGGAGGGGGAAGCGGCAGACUUGGUGCUGAGCGGCCUUCCGUCGACUGGGUUCAUCCUGCCACCCAGAGAAGAUCCCCUCGAGGGGGGUGGCAGUGCCUCGCUCUCCCUCGGUGUGCUGGCCUCCGACUUCAGCGCCAUGGUCAACAACCCACAGCUGAGCGACGUCCAGCUCCAGCUGGACAGCGGGGAGGUGCUGUAUGCACACAAGUUUGUGCUCUAUGCUCGAUGUCCGCGUCUCAGCCAGUAUGUAAACAGUGAAGGCUUCUUCGCAGCAGAAAAUGGGGAUCUCAGGAGCCAGCGUGUCCUGCUGAGCGACGUGAGCUCUGAGGCCGCCUGCGCGUUCCUGCGUUAUCUCUACGCUGGGGACACCGGCCUGCCUGCCCCUCUGACCCCUGACCUGAGCUCCCUGGCCCUCAGGUUCGGCGUGAGCGAGCUCGUCCAUCUGUGCCAGCAGGCACCCGUCACGGAGGAGCCCGGGGAUGGACAGGGGCAGGUAAAGGAAGGCGAUCGUUGUGAAAGCCGGGAGGAGAAUUUCCAAGAACUCUUGAGGUCCAUGUGGGCAGAUGAAGAGGAGGAAGCAGGGACCGUGUUGAAAUCUGAGGACCGCGAAGAAGACCGAGACAAUGUGAAUGAAGCGGAAAUAGAAGAAAUCUAUGAAUUUGCAGCUACUCAGCGAAAGCUGCUCCAAGAGGAAAGAGCGACGGAGAGAAAGCAGGCGGCUGAGCAGCUCACAGGGGUCAGGCCAGGUUCCGCGUGUGGUCUGGCGAGCGUCCAGGUCAGUACAGGACACGUGGAAUCAUCUGGGCAGGGGGGAGAUGAGGCCCCGGCCAGGCGGAAGAGUGCCAGGCAGUCUGUUCUCCAGCCCCUGCCGGGCCAGGGCGCAGACGGGAAGGAGGACGCGGAGACACCAGAGCAGACGCUCAGCCAUUGCCGCCGCUCUCGCCCGUCUGGAGAGGACCAGGCAGAAAGGCAAGAAGGCUCCCUUUUGCACUCCUUCCACGAUUAUGAACCGCUCUUGUCACGUACUCGAAGAGAAUACGCCCAGCCUUCCCAAGUGAGAAGUGAUCGAGCGGGAAAAAAGAAGACUGUCACGGAAAAUGAGGUGGGGGUUCCCUGCACCCCCAGUCGCCACCAGGCACCUCCGUCACAGCCCCCCCAGGGUGGGAGUCCUCCCCGCCCACACCCGCAUCCUCGUCGCUCGCGGGAGCCCUCCCUGCCAACACCCCAGUCGCCGAGUGCUUUUCCCAAGGUGGGCUCCCCCAUCCCAAUGUCGCCCAUUUUACCACCAAGUCAAAAGAGGGACUGUGGCGUUCUGACAUUACUUAUAGAUCCAGGCCACCCGAGAGGCAAAGAAUGCAGUUACGUGCUGGAACACAAAAAUAAGGGGGUCCUGCUUUCUCCCGAGGAAUCACCAUCCAUUGACCUAACCCAACCGAAACCUGGCCGUUUGAACCCCAGAUCUCUGAAUUCCCCAGCCAGCAUGAACAAAGAGGAUGAAGUUAUCCUUUUAUUGGAUUCAGAUGAAGAGCUGGAGCUUGAACAAACCAAAAUAAAAUCAGUUGCCCGUGAACCCCCAGAAGAAAGGAAAGGGCUGGAGAUUAGCCCCCAGUCCUCGGAGCUGUUCUCGGUCAUUGACAUCGAUGCAGAUCAGGAACAUUCUCCAAGCCCACCCUCCAGGGCAACUGAGCUGCCGCAGGGGCAGGAGGAGGAGAGUCGGGGCCCCUUGGGCAGCAGGGGGCCUCUCCGGCUGUUCUGCGAUCGGGAGAGCAGCGCCGAGGAGGACAGCACCACGGAUACGUCGUGGCUGGUGCCUGCCACCCCGCUGGCCAGCCGAGGCCGUGACUCCUCAUCCCAGACCCAAAUCACAGGCCUGCAAGGCAAGCCUUCCAGGGAUCAGAAGACUCAGCUCCAGCCCCGGGCCUCACUAGAAAGUAGGGAAGAAAAUGGGGCCUCAAGUAAGCUCUCAGUCAUCGUGCCCCAGACGUCACUGUCACACCUGGUUCCUCUCUCUCCGGGAAACUCUGACGCAGAAAGGCGAGUCCACCGAAGCCCUCCCAGUUGGCACUGUGUGCACUUUUCUCCCACGGCAGCCCGUCUGAUCUCAGGAGGGCCCACUGGUUUCACUGAGCAGCCCCAGAAACGCCUGCCACCCGAGCCAGGCCCGGCCAGCGAAGUGGUGGAGCUUGAGGACAGCGAAGACGAGCAGGAGGCAGUCUCCCAUCAGGCCAGCGGCCUGCCCCUGCUGGACAGGAGCCCCCCAACCCCAGCUAAUGAUUGCUGUUGGGGCGCUGAGCCCCUCUCGCCGGUUCCAGUUGACCCCCUGAGCCUGGAGCGGGCUGGACCCCUGAGCACCAGCAGUCCCAGCAGCAGGACGAGGGCGGCCCCCGGCAGCCAUGACCUUGGCUCCCCGGGACCCCUGGGCACCACCCCCAUCCGCGGAAGCUGCCCCAACCGCACCCCAGAGACAUCCCCACAGGCUGGGGUCCCCCGCAGCUGCAGGCCGAGCUUCCUGAAUUCAGCCCUGUGGGAUGAUUGGGAUGGAGAAGAACAGAACUCUCCAGAGAUUCUGUCCCGGGCGCAGAAACUAAGUGCUGAUCCAGCUCAGAAAUCAGAAGGGUUCCAGACGCCCAAAGGUGCUAAUCAGAAGAAGAACUUGCCCCCGAAAGUGCCCAUAACCCCGAUGCCACGGUAUUCCAUUAUGGAGACCCCAGUGCUGAAGAAGGAACUGGACAGGUUUGGAGUCCGCCCUCUGCCCAAACGCCAGAUGGUCCUGAAGCUGAAGGAGAUAUUCCAGUACACUCACCAGACCCUGGGCUCCGACUCCGACGAUGAGCUCCAGGCCCCCCAGCCGCCCCUGGACGCACCUUCCGGCUGCACCCGAGCCCCCGAGACCUCCCAGACCUCAAGGGCAGGAGGCUGCUCCCAGCUGGAGGCCACCGCUGGCCCCGCUCCCCGAAGGCUCAGGGGACCCGUUAAGGCCAAGGGCCCCGGACACAGAGAGCAGCAAGCGCACGGCAGCCUCCCGGCCCUGCACUUGGCACCGGCUGAGGACAUCCCUCGGAGCCCGGAGGGUGAUGCCCGGCUCCCAGCCUCCCAGGAGUCGCCGGCCUCCGCAGACGGCAGCGAUGGCACCUUCAGCUCACAGAGCUCUUCUUCCAGCGAGUUUGGAGCUGCCUUCGAGUCUGGAGAUGAAGACGAGGAGGACGAGGAGGGGGUCCCGGCCUCGCAGGCAGCAGCCCGGGCUGCGGACACGGAGGAGGCCGUGAGACGCUACAUCCGCUCCAACCCUGCCCUCUACCGGAAGAUCCUGCUGUACCAGCCCUGCGAGCUGGCGGAGCUGCGGGCGGAGCUCAGGCAGCACGGCGUCCGGGUGCCCGCAGGGCAGCUGCUGCGCUUCCUGGACAGCCACUGCAUCACCUUCACCACCGCCGCAGCCAGGAAGGAGACACUCACGCGCAGGCGGCCACCCAGGGGCCAGAAGAAAGGGCCGCCGGGUCCACGGCCCCCCCACGCGUCAGUACCUUGAGAGUCUGUGGCCUGGCAUCGGUGGCCCCCACAGGGAGCCUGAUUCGGGCUGGCCAGGCAUUUCGGGGCCCCUGUGACAGUGAGGAAGCGACCCGGCACCCCACCGGGAUCUCAUCUCUGGACUGAGGAGCCGGCCCCUUCCGUCCGGCGGUGCCCGCGGUUCCUUCCCCUGUGGCCCAGGAGGCCCUGCCCCUGCGUGUUCAGAAGUGGACGGACCGCUGUUCCGUGCGUCCAGGUCCAGCUGACAGCCUGGGCCUGCUGUCCUCCUGGGCGCUCAGGCGACUUCCCAGCCACCACCAGCAGACCAGUGCUCCCCAGGCCCAGCCAUCCUCGUCACCAGCAGGCUCCAAGCCGGACCGUGCCCAGGGGCCCCACACAGCUCGGAGUCCCCCAGAGAAGCCUGUUCUCCGUUCAUGGGUCCCACUUUUGGGUGUGAAAGCUGCCUCCAGACUCGGAGGGGAAGGUGGGGGGCGCAGGGGAAGUUCAAAAAAGUCUUUCACUUCUGGUUCCUUGAGAAUGUCCUUGUCUGUCUGAAAUCCAGUGCAGUCGGUUUUACAUGAGAUGCAAUAAAAAGGAUUUUGUGAAGACCCUCCAGCGGC